This is a messenger RNA of Alligator sinensis (Chinese alligator), 2472 nucleotides long. It is a transcript of the gene PDGFC, whose product is annotated as platelet derived growth factor C. Gene Ontology annotation, molecular function: platelet-derived growth factor receptor binding; growth factor activity. Gene Ontology annotation, biological process: positive regulation of ERK1 and ERK2 cascade; positive regulation of cell migration; positive regulation of phosphatidylinositol 3-kinase/protein kinase B signal transduction. Gene Ontology annotation, cellular component: membrane. The record is from RefSeq and is a predicted model, not a curated record. Lineage: Eukaryota; Metazoa; Chordata; Crocodylia; Alligatoridae. The transcript has 6 exons. Bases 374 to 1414 code for a protein of 346 amino acids.
CCUCGCCCGGCCCGGCCCGGCCCGGCCCAGCCCCAGGCAGCGCCGCGCGGGGAUUGUUUAGUUCUGGGGAAGCUGGUCGGCGUCCAGCGCUUGCUUUGAUCCUUUCAGAGAGAGAGAGAGAGAGAGAGAGAGAGAGAGAGAGAGAGAGCGCGAGAGAGAGACCUGGAGGCGCGGAGACAAGGCUCUAGGAAAAAGUUUUUUGGAUGGGAUUAUGCGGAAAGUACCCUGCCGUUCUCCGCUGCCCGAGCAGGCUCAGUGCUGCCUUCUCCCCCGCGGCGCAGCCUUCGGCCGGGGGUGUUGAGACAGCGGCGGGACCGGUCGCGGAGCUGCGAGUGCCCGGCGUGUGCGGUGCCGUCGCCCCCCCGGCAGCCCGAUGCUGCUCUUCGGCGUCCUCCUGCUGACAGCCCUGGCCGGGCCGGGCCCGCGGCGCGGGGCCCGGGCGGAGUCCAGCCUCAGCGCCAAGCUCCAGUUCGCCAGCGCCAAGGAGCACAACGGCGUACAAGAUCCCCAACAUGAGAAGAUUAUCACUGUGACAACUAACGGAAGUAUUCACAGCCCCAAGUUCCCACAUACAUACCCACGCAAUACUGUACUCGUGUGGAAAUUAGUAGCAGUAGAGGAGAAUGUGUGGAUACAGCUUACUUUUGAUGAAAGAUUUGGGCUUGAGGACCCAGAAGACGAUAUUUGCAAGUAUGACUUUGUAGAAGUUGAAGAACCUAGUGAUGGUACUAUUUUAGGGCGCUGGUGUGGUUCCAGUACUGUACCAAGCAAACAAAUCUCCAAAGGAAACCAGAUCAGGAUAAGAUUUGUAUCUGAUGAAUAUUUCCCUUCUGAACCUGGAUUCUGCAUUCAUUACAAUCUUCUUGUGCCACAUCAUUCAGAAACUCCAAGCCCAUCCAUUUUACCCCCAUCUGCCUUACCGCUGGAUUUACUAAACAAUGCCGUUGCUGGAUUUAGUACCGUAGAAGAACUCAUCCGAUAUCUUGAACCAGAUAGAUGGCAGCUGGAUUUGGAAGACCUAUACAGACCAACAUGGCAGCUUCUUGGAAAGGCAUAUAUUCAGGGAAGAAAAUCCAGAGUGGUAGACCUGAACCUUCUAAAGGAGGAGGUACGACUGUACAGCUGCACUCCUCGCAACUUCUCAGUGUCGCUAAGGGAGGAGCUAAAGCGAACUGAUACCAUCUUUUGGCCACUGUGUCUACUGGUUAAACGUUGUGGUGGAAACUGUGCCUGCUGUCAGCAUAAUUGCAAUGACUGCCAAUGCGUCCCAACAAAAGUCACCAAAAAAUACCAUGAGGUUCUUCAACUGAAGCCCAGGAGCGGCAUAAAGGGAUUGCAUAAAUCAUUGACAGAUGUACCCCUGGAACACCAUGAGGAGUGUGACUGUGUGUGUAAAGGGAAUACUGAAGGAUAAAUGUGACUAAAUGUGCUUGUUUCUUCCAAAGCACAUUCAAUCAAUGGCUAAUUCUGUUAUGGGGCUUGUGCAUUAUCUCCUUUAUAAUCUCAGUUGUAUGCUUUGGGAAUCUUCCAUCUUCAGGAUUUACAGUGAGUUCUAAAAAGAGGAAAAUUCAAACUGGGAUUAUAUGUUGUAUAACAGCUCUGACUGGAGGCCCAGUCAAAGGAUGGGAGAAAGGCAUCAAUAAGGGAUUUAAAAGAUAUAUAUAUAUUGUCUCUUUCAGUUGUCUCGACAUUACAUGGAUUUUAUAUUUAGGAGUAUAAAAAUUAGAAUUCUCACAUCAUGAAGACUUGACCCUGAUGGCUGUCUUACUUCUACAGCUUUAGUUACACCUGGCUUACAGUUGACAACAUCUGGAAUCUGUCUUUCUGUACUCAACAACCCAUGUGCUCUAAAUCAGAGUGUUCUGUGUCUUACCAACAUGGUUUAAAACAAAUUGCCUUGUUCUGAAUUAAACUUAAUUUGUCUAAUACUAGAAAAGACUGGAUUUUUCCAUACUCUUAAAACUCCUGCCUUUAAAAAAAAGCUGACUGGACAAUAAGUGUGAGCUAAGAAGGAGAACACUAAAAAGAACAAUGGCUUUAUUCUCACUACUAUGGCCUACAAUUUUUGUUUGUAUUUUUUAUUGUGUACAUUUUUAUACUCUCUUUUUGACAGUAUAUUUGCUUUUCUAAACUUGUUAAAUAUAUCUAUUUUUACCAAAGGUAUUUAAUAUUCUUUUUUAUUACAACCUAGAUCAACUAUUUUUUAGUUUUGUAAGAUGUUAAAGCCAGAGAUAUACAGUUGGAGGAUCAGAGAUGUGGUUACUAUGGCAAAGGAGCAUCUACUUCUACAUUGUAUGUUGUUAGACAGUGGAACAAAUCUGGGUUUGCACAUUGAAACAGAGAAAUGACAAAUAGAAAAAUGAUCGGUGGGGAUUAAACUUUAAGCUUGUUAGUUACAUGAGAUGGAACAUGUUGGAAUCGAACAUUACUAUAAAUGGUUUCCUCAGUAGCUUUCAAAAUUGAUCUCUAUAU